Messenger RNA from Neoarius graeffei (lesser salmon catfish), 2621 nucleotides. It is a transcript of the gene ntrk2a, whose product is annotated as neurotrophic tyrosine kinase, receptor, type 2a. Gene Ontology annotation, cellular component: plasma membrane; signaling receptor complex; axon. NCBI's taxonomy places the organism in Eukaryota, Metazoa, Chordata, Actinopteri, Siluriformes, Ariidae. Bases 222 to 2621 code for a protein of 799 amino acids. The transcript has 18 exons. The record is from RefSeq and is a predicted model, not a curated record. Gene Ontology annotation, molecular function: ATP binding; brain-derived neurotrophic factor binding; brain-derived neurotrophic factor receptor activity. Gene Ontology annotation, biological process: multicellular organism development; cell surface receptor protein tyrosine kinase signaling pathway; protein phosphorylation.
CUCAUCCGUAAUCCGUAAUCCUGCCAGGAGGUCUCGCAGGAGGUGAGAAUAUUCCAGACACGGAUUUGCUAGAAAGGAACGCACUUCAAGAACGUUGGAAAGGAUUUUCAACAACAACAACAACAACAAAUAAAUAAACAACACAUAUACAGAAGCACAGAGACAACAAGUGGCGCGUGAGGGUGAUCUGUGAUAAAUCUGGCGUCGCUGCAGAAUCGGGGAUGAACCUGCUGCGCGCGGGCUCCGGUUUCGGCAUGGCGGGCUGGCGGCUGGUGUGCGUCGCUGUGGCGCUCGCGCUCUGGAGGCCCGUGGAGUCGUGUCCCGCCGCUUGCACGUGCAUGGGCUUCAGAAUUUACUGCGCCGACACCGAGCGCGGCAUUGCGGCUUUCCCUGCGCUCAGCGAGCCCGAGAUGGAGAACAUCACCGACAUCUAUAUCGCGAACCAGAGCAGCUUCUCCUCCAUCAACGAUAAAGACCUGACCUUCUACCGCAACCUCAGAAAUCUGACAGUGACCAACACGAGGCUUACAUACGUAUCGAGGCAGGCAUUUCAGAACAACGUCAAACUGCAAUACCUGAACCUGAAGGAUAACAAUCUGUCAUCACUCUCCUGGAAGACUGUUCACCAUUUGAACAUUUCCUCCCUGCUGCUCUCUGGAAACCCGCUACAGUGCUCAUGUGAGAACAUGUGGAUGAAGCAGGGGAGAGGCGACGAGUCCGAGGCAGCAGAGCUGAUGUGUGUGGAGGAAGGAGGGAAGAGGAGGCAUCUGUCUAAGCUCACUCUGCCCAACUGUGUUGUCCCCACAGUCAGCCUCUAUCCUAAAAGCGUCAGCCUGAUGGCAGGUUCAAACAUAACUCUGACUUGUAACACUUCAGGGAUGCCCACGCCCGAUCUCAAAUGGAUCACCUGCCCACUCAAUUCUAGCCAUGAGAAUGUGACUACGGGACAGUCCUCCAUCCUCAGACUCAGAGAGAUCUCAUCCCUGGACAAUGAAUGCAAAAUCACUUGCAGCUCUGACAACACAGCAGGAGAGAGUGAAGCCUUUCUGCACCUCGACAUUCACUUCGCUCCUAUAAUCAGCAAGCUCACGGACGCCAUCCCCGACCAUCACUGGUGCAUCCCUUUCAGCGUAUCUGGCAACCCGCAACCGACGCUGCAAUGGCUGUUACAGAGUGGGCCUCUGACUGAGGGGCCCUUCAUUAGCACCCGGAUCCACGAUUACGCCGAGCACGAGUAUCACGGCUGCCUGCAGCUUGAUAACCCCACACAUAUCAACAACGGCAUGUACACGCUGCUGGCCAGCAACCCUUACGGCAGCGACAGAAAAACUGUAUUCGCCCACUUCAUGCACAACCCGUAUAACAGUACAACAUCUACGGAUACAAUCUACUAUGACUCUACCACAGAUGACACACCUGAGCCACCUGAGGACCGAGUUGCUGUGUACGUGGUCGUGGGAAUCGCCGCCAUCACAUUCACCGGCUUUGUCCUGAUGCUGGUCGUCCUCAAGUUUGGCCGCAAUUCAAAGUUCGGGAUUAAAGGGCCUUCAUCGGUCAUUAGCAACGAUGAUGACUCAGCCAGUCCUCUCCAUCACGUGUCAAACGGCUCGAACACGCCGUCGUCCUCGGACACGAACGCCGACGCCGUCAUCAUCGGCAUGACCAAGAUCCCUGUCAUUGAGAACCCGCAGUACUUCCGCAGCACAAGCAGCCUGCUCAAAUCAGACACCUUUGUCCAGCACAUUAAGAGGCACAACAUCGUACUUAAGAGGGAACUCGGUGAAGGGGCCUUCGGAAAAGUGUUCCUGGCCGAAUGCUAUAACCUUUCCCAAGACCAGGAUAAGAUCCUUGUGGCAGUCAAAACCCUAAAGGAAGCCAGCGAGAACGCACGCAAAGACUUCCAUCGUGAAGCAGAGUUGUUGACCAACCUGCAGCACGAGCACAUCGUCACCUUCUACGGCGUGUGUGUGGAAAGCGACCCCCUCAUCAUGGUAUUCGAGUACAUGAAGCACGGAGACCUCAACAAGUUCCUCAGGGCUCACGGUCCUGACGCUGUGUUAAUGGCAGAUGGUCAGGUGCAGCAGCAGGCCGAGCUCACACAGUCUCAGAUGCUGCACAUUGCUCAGCAGAUCGCAGCAGGGAUGGUGUAUCUUGCCUCGCAGCACUUUGUGCACAGAGACUUGGCCACACGUAACUGCCUUGUUGGUGAGAACCUGCUGGUGAAGAUCGGAGACUUCGGCAUGUCCCGCGACGUGUACAGCACCGAUUAUUACCGGGUGGGUGGUCACACCAUGCUGCCGAUCCGCUGGAUGCCCCCGGAAAGCAUCAUGUACAGAAAGUUCACCACUGAGAGCGAUGUCUGGAGCCUGGGAGUGGUGCUCUGGGAAAUAUUUACCUACGGGAAACAGCCUUGGUACCAGCUCUCCAACAAUGAGGUGAUCGAGUGUAUCACCCAGGGUCGUGUGUUGCAGCGGCCGCGCACUUGUCCGAAGGAGGUGUAUGACCUGAUGCUGGGCUGUUGGCAGCGAGAACCACACUCUCGCCUCAACAUCAGAGAGAUCCACAACCUGCUGCUGAACCUGGCCAAGGCCUCACCAGUCUACCUGGACAUCCUGGGCUGA